UUUUCACGGAACAAAGUCAGGCUCGUAACACACACAAAAAUCGGCCCGUAUCGACUUUACACACCGGACGAAGGGGGUGUUUUCAAAAUAACACUGAGUGGGAAAUGUGACGUAGUAUCCCUUAAUCUCCGUUCAGUUUUAAGUGUACACAAAUGUCACUAAUUUCUGUUUCUCCCAUGUUCCUUCACCCUUAUAGGGCACUAAUCAAAUUAUAUUAUGGAGAGUAUAUUAUUACAGGUCCUCUAAAAAAAAGACCUUUUAUCGAGUCAUAAUUUUUUUCAAUUCGACAUUUUAUUUACUUUGUGUGUUGGAAGAAAUGGAAAGUUGUCCUACACUAUAUUACAAAGACAUUACCGCCGAUUCAGCCACUUUGAAGAGCCCAUUGAAACUUUUAAAACAUCAUAAAUUUUCUCAUUUUUGUCCUAUUUCAUUCAAACUAUUACCAAUAUUCUUUUCUGAUUUUUCUGCUUUCAUCUAGAGUAAUUUGCUAUCAACGUUGGAUUCCCUUUCAAAGUAAACGAAUAAUUUGGACGACGAAUUCUAAACUGAAGACGAUUAUUUUAUCUGAUAUUUAUCAAUACAAAAUUGAUCAGGGUGAGGGGUAAAGAUUGUAUAACCUCAAGUGCACAUUAAUGUAUUAAUAAUAUGAUAUUAUUAUUCUCCAGUGCUCUUGAUUGACAUACAUGAUGAGUAAACGUCGUGUAGCUGUGAUUGGAGCCGGAGCAGCAGGACUAUGUGCAGCCCGCCACCUAUCGGAUCAUCCUCAUCUGUUCGAUGUGGUUGUCUAUGAGAAGGCUGAUCGUGUCGGAGGGACUUGGGUCUACACCGAGAAUGUUGGCUUAGACCAAUAUGGAUUACCUACACAUUCUAGCAUGUACAAGUCGCUCAAAACGAAUCUACCGAAGGAGAUCAUGGCCUAUCCCGAUCUCCCGUUCGAUGACGGACUCCCAUCGUUCAUCAUGCAUACAGAUGUCUCAGAUUAUUUACAACAGUACUCGGAUCAUUUCCAGCUACACCGAUUCAUACAGAUCUACACGUUAGUUGAGUUGGUGAAACCAAUCCAAACUUCAGAUGAUUUGAUGACAUGGGAGAUAACAGUGUCAGACAUCAGGACCAAGCAACAGACAUCGUCCGUCUUUGAUCUAGUCAUGGUGUGCAACGGUCAUUAUGCAAUACCCAACAUCCCCGACCUGCCAGGACGUGACAAGUUCAAAGGUCUUCAGCUUCACAGUCACAACUAUCGUCAUCCUGAAGUCUUCAAGGACCAGACCAUAGUAAUGAUAGGAGCAGGAUCAUCUGGUCUGGAUAUCAUUCUUGAUCUGGCUCCCCAUGCAAAGUCUAUAUACCUGAGUCAUUGGAAGGAUCGUGUAGUAGCUCCUCUACCAGACAACAUCAAGCAGACCAAGGAGGUUGUAUCCUUCACGCAGGAGGAUGCGGUCUUUGCUGACGGAGAACGUUGUGAACCCGAUGCUAUCAUCUACUGCACAGGUUAUAACUUUGAUUUCAGUUUCCUCACUCCAGAAUGCCAGCUGAAGGUAGAAGAUAAACGCGUCAUGCCUCUCUAUAAGCAUAUCCUGCAUACCACCUACCCAUCUCUAGCAUUCAUUGGUAUCACGCAGAAGGUUCUACCGUUCACUCACUUCACCGCUCAGGUCAAGUUUGUUCUGGCGAGUUGGAUUGGUACCUAUCAACUACCAAGCCAAACUGAGAUGGAUCAAUCUAUUGAAGAUGAUUACCAAUGGAGGACGACUACCAUGAACAUGCCUCAUAGGUAUGCUCAUUCCAUGGGAUCUAUCAUGAGGGACUAUCAUAAAGAUCUACUUGAGAUGGCCAAAGAAGAGCAGGUCAAACCAUUUGUUAUGGAUCUAUAUGAAGAGAUGUACAAGAUAAGAAGAGUCAAUCUCAUGCAUUACAAGACAUUAGGGUUCAAGGUUCUGGAUGAUCAAAACUUUGAACUAGUGCAAGAUGACGCGGAAUGAUCGGGUGGUAAUUCUUGCAAUGAUUUUCCAGUCGACUUUCUUAAUCUUUGCACUACAAAUAGUUAGGAAUAAUCACAUUGAAACAUUGUCACAUUUAUAUUGUUUUAGCUAAGGAGAAAUGUUAUAUACAUGUACAUUUAUAUCUUUUAUAAUACUUUCCGUUCUAAAUAUUACACUAAUUUACGGGUUUACUUCCCACACGAAUGACCUCACUAGUAAUAAGUCUACUGCUUUAUAAAGGACUACUUACAUGUUACUCCUAAUUAAAUGUUAUUACGAAUCCGUUAAAGCUGCAUUUGUAUUUGCUAUUAAUCCGAUUCGACUUGUAGUGUUACGUUUUUUUAUCUGUUUCGGCAUUUCUUGUAAACAAAAUAUUCUGCAAGAUGUUUAAUUUUGUAUUUACAGUUUAACUGUCUUGAUAUCUGUACAUAAUAUGUUGGAACCAAAUGUUAACGUUUCUCUCGUAAUAAUUACUGAUCUUAACCAAAAGAAUACAACAACCAAGGUGUGUCGUGAAUUAAUCUCAAGUUUCACGAAACAUUCAUAAUACAUCAUUCGCACGAGCAGACGACCAUUGGUUAUAUUAAUUAAAAGAGAGAAAUUAUAAUGAUUCACUAUUUUUCAUUUCUCUGUUUUUUAUAAAUAUUAAAUUAUAUGAGUAAUGAGGCUUUAAUAUCCAUAAUCAUUCGCGCCAACAUACACAUGGCAUAAGUGUAUUCCAUUUAGCACUUUUAUGUUUCUUCACUACCGCCACCAUCGGCAAUAUAUAAUGCUGGGGUAAUAUUCAUAGGAUAAAAAGUAAGAUUCUUGGGUGUAGAGAUGACUAAGUCUCAGUAAGUUCAUUCAUUAUAAGAGUAUUACGUGUGACUGGUCUGCAGUCUUUAUAGAAACGGGUAUAUACUACAGCUUACUAAAUGCUAAAUUUUAAUACUGCAUUUCGAUUAAUUUUAGAAUUAAUAGAAAAUAUUCAGAAUUUCGUAAAACAGUCAAGAUAUAAAAGAGGGAAUUGAUUUGUAUGACUUUUUCAUUUUCUAUUAUCCUUUUUUUUGACGGGGUUGUUUGAAUGAUUAUUGGGUUUAUACAACGGCGUACUUGCUAAAUAUUGCUUUUUGCUUGUAUUCAAUACGCCUUGUAACGAUACAAUAUGAAUAUAUAAGAAUAAAAAAGAACGGACAAUAAUAGUAAGGAAAAAGGGAAUAAGAGUAAUAGUUGAAAUCGUACUUCAACAAAUCAUUUGAUAGCUAGCGUAUAAAGUAUUCUAUAAUAAUAUAAUACUAGAAACAUAAUCAAGUCAAAUCAAAGGUUAAGUCCAAGCCCACCGUGUGCUGGUUGAUUUUUUUGCUCUGACAAUUUUUUUUGUAUUUGAUACAACCAGUGAAAACAAGUACUUGGUAACUUUUUUCAAAAACAAAAUUUGUGGAAGAUUUCGAUUAUGUCAACCAAGUGUCACGCACACAAUUAGGUACAUGACAAUACAAAAUAAACUCUCUUGAAUAUGAAGUGUUAAAGUUAGUAAUCAUUCGACAUAAAUUUCCUUCUUAACUAAUUUCCUUGUUAAUUUUAUUGUAUUCAUAUUAUUUGUAAUGUUACCCUUCUACAUGUAUUUAUAUAUUUCUCUCUUUUUUUUUUAAUA
Messenger RNA from Strongylocentrotus purpuratus (purple sea urchin), 3612 nucleotides. RefSeq names its product flavin-containing monooxygenase FMO GS-OX4-like. Lineage: Eukaryota; Metazoa; Echinodermata; Echinoidea; Camarodonta; Strongylocentrotidae. The record is from RefSeq and is a predicted model, not a curated record. The transcript has 4 exons. Bases 684 to 1979 code for a protein of 431 amino acids. Gene Ontology annotation, molecular function: NADP binding; flavin adenine dinucleotide binding; N,N-dimethylaniline monooxygenase activity.